AUGUCGAUAUCACCUUUCCACCGCUCAAUCCUCUUCUCAAGACUACCAUCCCUCACCCACUCUCGCCCCACCAUCCACAAUGCAGUCCAAUCCCUCCUCCCUUCCAUCCAAUCCCGCUCAUACGCCAAAAAGAAGAAGAAAGGCGACCAAAAGGAUGUCAAAAUUCAAAUGAUCGAUUACGCCCUCGCCCAUCCAGUCGGCAACCGUCCCUUCAAAUGGUCGUAUAUGCGUAACCUUCGCCAUUGGACAAUCCAACAAGCCUGGCUGCUUUUCAAACACAAACAGAAGGCAGAAAGGGAAUUAGAACUCGAAAGACAAUAUAAUAAGAUCCACGAUGCCUGUGAGGAAUUGAAGAGGUGCGAUGAACGAUUAUUCAGGAUUGCGACAGAUAAGAAAGGUGUGGGUACUUUCCCAAGGGAAAUGAGAAUUCCCACGGAUACACCCCCUAGAGGUGGAUUCAACGAGGAGUGGAAGAGGCCGAAGGAUAAGGUUGUUAAGAAGAGGUAG
Molecule: messenger RNA, 507 nt
Organism: Orbilia oligospora ATCC 24927
Lineage: Eukaryota; Fungi; Ascomycota; Orbiliomycetes; Orbiliales; Orbiliaceae
Exons: 2
Coding region: 1-507 (168 amino acids)
Biological process (GO): mitochondrial translation
Molecular function (GO): structural constituent of ribosome
Source: RefSeq, a predicted model, not a curated record